AUUGAAAGUGAGAGAGAUAUGUCGGUAAGACACGUGGUUAUGCGGCACAAGUAAAGGGACAUAGACUACUACAUGUCUAUGUCUUGGUUUCAAGUAUUGAUGCUAAAAAGAGAGUGGACAAAUGAGUAUGCGUGCUUUCUCAACCCACUAAUUCAUCAAAGGAGGUAAUGUUGUUGACAGUUCAUUCAAAAAUUGAUGGUUUUUUUUCUCUACUUUGGCAUGGUAGGUAUAUGUGAUGUGCACAUUCUUAGUACUUACUAUCAUCAACAUAUAUGCAUGCCAUUCUAUUCAUUCUAAUGAAUAGACUCACUAAAGAGUUUACUCUCUUCCCUACACAAUAAUGCCUGCAGGAGCUAGUUAGUUAUAGUUACUACUGCUUUAUUUCUUUUACUGCAAACAAAACGUAAAGGAAACGCCUCUAUACUCUCCUUUAUUCAUAUAUUCAACUUUUUAUUACUCAUACAUAGAGUCUGCUUCUUCAAGCUAAGUAAGUAAUAUUCGGUUCCUUCUUUCACACCACUCUUUUUUUUUUCACUUUACUUUUGAAAAACUGCAUCUAGAGUGAGGCCAUGAUGGACAGAAACAAAGGUGUUGAAGCUUAUACCAAUCACAUGGAUUGUUACUACUCUACUUCUGAUUUUCUUCCAUGUAAGAAACAUCCUUCUUCUUCUAGUUCUGGUGUUGGUGGUGGUAUUUGUGCUUACUGUCUUAAGGAGCGUUUGGUGAAGCUUGUGUGUUCGGAUUGCGGGGAGCAACGGCUUUCAUCUUGUUCUUGUUCUGAUGAGAUCAGUUCUAAUAGAAACUCGUGUUCUGUUGAGGUGGGAAGUGUUGGCAGGGUUUCGUUUCUUAUUGAGAAUGAGAAGAAUCAGACGAAUUUAAUUCAGCAUUUGAGUUCUAAGGGCAAGAUGAAUGAGAAAGAAGAAGAGGUUGUGGUGCUGAGAAGAAGCAGCAGUAGUUGUGUUGAUAUAAAAAGGCAUGGUUUUUGGAGAAUCGGGAAACUGUUUAGGAAGAACAAGAAGAAGGAUUAUGGAGCAACGAGUGUUGUUGGGUUUGAUGACAACAAGAGUGAGAUGUGGAUGGUGGAUCAUCAUCAUCAUGGGGGUGUGUCAAGGUCAAGAUCUCUGUGUAGUUUCAGGGGUGGUGCUAUAUUUGGAUCUGAAGAUGGUGGUGAUUCGGUUUUAUCAGGUGCUAGAAGUUCUAUUUCUGCAGCUAGAAGUUCUGGUGUGAAUGGUGGUUUGAUGUUGGAAUCUGGUAGGAGAAGUGGUUACAGUGAAGCAGAGCCAAGAAGAAGUGAUUUCUUUUAUGAGUAUGAGAAUGGUAGAAAGAGUGGAGUAAUGGAAGUUGAUGGAAGCUAUAUAAACAGACGCGUUUUUUCGCUUAGAGAGAGUGAUUUCAAAGGCAUGGAUGAAUCUAGUUUUAUUGACUUGAAGCUUGAUUAUUCAUCAGAAUCUAAGCAGCAUGAUUUCAACAACGCAAAGAUGGCUGAUAAUAGUAGUAAUAAUAAUGCACUUUCAGGCUCAGGUUUUGGAAGCAUAAAUGUUGGAGAUGGAGGUUCAUCUUGUAGAAUCACUGUGAAUGACAGAGGAAUGAAAAGUGGGAGAAGAAAAAGCAUCAAGGGUUGGAGAUGGAUUUUCAAAUAUCAUUCAAGGAAAAGAGAUCAGGACCUUAUGUUCAAAACCUGACCAAGAAAAGCAUCUUCCUAUGUAGCUUCAUUAGAGUGAUAGUUUUAGUUUUUGGUUUGAAUUGUCUGUAGUAGUUGCUCAUUAGACAUAUUAUCUUUCUUUGUCUACUAAUGUUAUUUUCAGUAUAUCACAUUUCUUGGAAA
Messenger RNA from Vicia villosa (hairy vetch), 1825 nucleotides. RefSeq lists its product as uncharacterized. The transcript has a single exon. The record is from RefSeq and is a predicted model, not a curated record. The coding region runs from base 570 to 1682 and encodes 370 amino acids. Lineage: Eukaryota; Viridiplantae; Streptophyta; Magnoliopsida; Fabales; Fabaceae.